CAGGAAGAGUCGCUCCGUGUUUUUCUGUCGCUGCAAACAGAAACAAAAACGUUUCUUUCUUCAGCUUCAGCCUGAAGGUUACACCUGAACCCGCGAGCGACCGCGAGCCGCACGGCCGUGACGUGUUUCCUGUCCGCUCCGGUGUCACGCUGACGGAGGACCAGCUAACCGCAGCUAGCAGCUAACGGUGACCGCACUAGUCUGUUCGUGCAUGGGUGAGUGACCGCCAUCAUGAGCGCCGAGCCGGACGCCCUGGCCGUGGUCAACCAGCUGAGGGACCUGGCCGCCGACCCCAUGAACCGCCGGGCCAUUGUCCAGGACCAGGGCUGCCUGCCAGGACUCAUCCUGUUCCUGGACAACCCCAACCCUCAGGUGGUCUACUCCGCCCUGCUGGCGAUCCGGUACCUGUCCGAAUGCCGAGCCAACAGGGAGAAGCUGAAGGGGGAGCUGGGGAUGAUGCUGAGCCUCCAGAAUGUCGUGCAGAAAUCCACGACCCCCGGCGAGACGAAGCUGCUGGCGUCAGAGAUCUACGAGCUCCUGCAGGCGUCCGGCGACUCCGACUCGGAGCCGACGGAGGAGGCUGUCAGCAGUCGCCGCAAAGCGCAGUUCUUCCUGGGAUCCAGCAACAAGCGGGCCAAGACCGUCAUCCUGCACAUCGACGGGCUGGACGACCCGAGUCGGAGGAGUCUGUGUGAGGAGGCUCUGCUGAAGAUCAGAGGAGUCAUCAGCUUCACCUUCCAGAUGACCGUCAAGAGAUGCAUCGUCCGAAUCCGCUCUGACCUGAAGGCCGAGGCUCUGGCGUCAGCGAUCGCGUCCACGCAGGUGAUGAAGGCUCAGCAGGUGGUCAAAGGAGACAACGGAGACGAGGUCAGUAUUUACGGCUCAGCUGGACGUCUCAAACACGCCACUUUACAGCCUUUGUGCCAAAUAAAUUCAGAGUCACUAAAGAGUUAAAGACUCUUCUA
Plectropomus leopardus (leopard coralgrouper) is the source of this 965-nucleotide messenger RNA. The record is from RefSeq and is a predicted model, not a curated record. Lineage: Eukaryota; Metazoa; Chordata; Actinopteri; Perciformes; Serranidae.